Messenger RNA from Trichomycterus rosablanca, 1308 nucleotides. Its product is annotated as vascular cell adhesion protein 1. The record is from RefSeq and is a predicted model, not a curated record. Bases 120 to 1031 code for a protein of 303 amino acids. NCBI's taxonomy places the organism in Eukaryota, Metazoa, Chordata, Actinopteri, Siluriformes, Trichomycteridae. Gene Ontology annotation, molecular function: integrin binding. The transcript has 5 exons. Gene Ontology annotation, biological process: cell adhesion.
UUGAAGCAGGGCUUUUGUUAGGAGUCACAGCUCAGUUAUCGAGUUGCCAAGUAGGAUCGGGUCGGAAUUCCUUUUGCCCCAGGACUCGGGCUUUAGUGGAUUCCGACUAAAUCGCAAACAUGGUGCUAAACCUUCUCCUUCUCUUUUUUAUUCUUCAAACCGCAUCGUGUGACCACUGCUCGCUUGAGGUUUUUCCCUCAAGACUGGUUGUGGGUUUUGGAGAACCGGUGUCGGUCAGCUGUGUAGCCUCCCGGCCUGUACGUGUGUUGGGAUGGGAAUCAGCCGUUGGUGCGUCAUACACUCAGCAGAACCUAAGUGUCCAGUGGAAGGUGGAACGGUUGAUUGACUGGAUUGAAGAACCAAUCUGCUAUGGUGUUUUUUUUACUGCUCCCAGACAGUGUGAGGAGAAGCUCAACCUUGUUUUAUACAAAAAUCCAGACAGCAUCUCCAUCAGCUUGGUGAACCACACUGGCGCGAUGGUGGACAGCAAAGAGUACCAGCUGAUGUGUGAGGUGCAGAACGUUGCUCCUGUCCAGUAUCUCACACUGCGCUGGUACAGAGGGCAGACUGAAGUUUACAAUAACACAUUCUCUGAACUAUCACCCAUCACCCCGGUCCAGGUAUCUUCCACCCUGCUGAUCUCUCCAAGCAGGGCAGAGGAUGGUGCAUCAUACAGUUGUGAGGCAACACUAGAACUGGGACCAGAAGGACCUCAACCAUCUCCCAGAGUAAAAUCUGGGCCCCUUGACAUCACUGUUUACUACCCUCCUGACUCAUUCACUCCAGAAAAGGAGGUGCUGGAGAUUGAUGAUGGUGAAUCGCUCACUCUUAAUUGCUCAGCGGGGGGAAACCCACCCCCUCAGUACAGCUGGAGCUCGUCUCAAGUGCAAGAGAGGGUUGAAAACCAGCCACUCUUUACGCCUCCUUCUUUUGGCACUUAUACCUGUACUGCUUUCAAUAUACUGGGUAAAUCAAGCAAGCAGUUCAUCAUCAAGAGUAAAUCCAAAGGUCUGAAGACUUCCUUAAGAUAACAAGUCACAACCCUGCAAAGUUUUAACACAUAUCUCUUGUAACUCUUCUGUGCAUGAACAUUUCUAACAUCAUGUGUGAAGACUGUGUGUUUUAGUUUAGUUGAUAAUAACUAGAUGUGGACAUAUAAAAAAUACAGCUAAUAAUAAAUUCGUAUUAUUUGUAUUAUUAAAGUGCAUAGAGCUAAUGUUUUCCUUAACAGACCGAUAAUGCAUUUGGGCAUUAAAUGAAACUUAUUUUACUUGCCGAUGUUAAAAUGAUUUGUUUAUGAUUGUACAA